Drosophila ficusphila is the source of this 4128-nucleotide messenger RNA. RefSeq lists its product as uncharacterized. The record is from RefSeq and is a predicted model, not a curated record. The transcript is spliced from 4 exons. Gene Ontology annotation, cellular component: peroxisome. NCBI's taxonomy places the organism in Eukaryota, Metazoa, Arthropoda, Insecta, Diptera, Drosophilidae. Gene Ontology annotation, molecular function: carnitine O-acetyltransferase activity. Gene Ontology annotation, biological process: carnitine metabolic process, CoA-linked. The coding region runs from base 77 to 4054 and encodes 1325 amino acids.
AAGCACCACAUUUAGGCACCCACACAAAAGUCCCUUUCGGUACCAUCCCAAAAUCAGUCCUUGUUGGAACGGAAACAUGAGGGUCCUGCAGGGCGGCAAAAGCUUCCUGAACAUCAGCAAAUGCAGUGUGCGAUGGUGCAGCAAGGGCAAGUCAUAUAUUCCACCAAAAGAGCUUUCCGAAAUGGCCAAGAAAUCCAUGGCAGCUCGCAAACUUAUUUUUUCCACUCGUCUAGAACCAAAAAGUAAGAAGCCAUCAGAAACUCCAACUUUGGAAAUAAUUUGCAGGGCUCUAGCAUCAGUGAACUCUGCAGGAAAAUCGGGAAGUUCAGGUGAUGUUGGCAAGUCAAAGGAGCCAAUUAAAAGUGAAAACAAGGAUCAAAUUCCGAUUGGUUUCAACAGCGAGACAAAAGAGAAAAAACCGAAUUGUACCCGAGUUGUUCCAAGAGAGCAUUUUUCACCACAACCGAAAGUUCAAUCAGAACCUCUUGAAAUUAAAUCGCAAAUUCCUAUAAUAUUUAAUUGUAAAACAUGUAGUGAAACACCUGUGAAAACUCAAGCAGCUUUUGGAUUAAUGAUUGUUAAUUGCAAAACUUGCAGUGGAGAUGGCGGUAACCAAUUUGGAGAAUCGAUAUUGGGAAGUGCAAUACCCUCGCAAAAAGUAAAUAAUACAAAGCAAAUUGAUAGCGUUGUGAGGAAGCUCUCAAAAACUCCUCCAAAACCUUCAAGUAGCAAAGAUCCGUCCUCAAAAAAUGAUGUAAAAGCUUCUGCACAACCUGAAAAAUCACCAGAAUCAACACCUCUUGAAGAGAGAUUUUCCAUGCCUCAGAAGAACGCUUUUCCCAUUGGAAGAAAUCCCUGCGUGGAUGGCAAGAAAAAAGGCAAGCCAGCUGGUGAUUUAAAGCAAUCUACGGGAAGAUGUGCAAAUCAAGGUAAACCUAUAAUUGAAGGUAAUAUUCCAGAUGCUAAUGUUAAAUUGAAUGCGCCGGAAACAAAAAAAUCUCCUGUAGUUGCUACAGUUGAAGCAAAGCCAAAAGUCGAACAGCCGAUAAAAAAUAUCCCACCAACAGAGAAAAAUGGCGGAAGUCCUUGUAAGGAAGGUAAAAGAGAUGUAGAUAAACCUAAAUGUUCAAGCCCAAAACCGGAAAAAAAAGAGCCGCUUGUUGAGCAAUGUAAGGAAGAAAAGAAAAAAGAAAAAUGCCCAUCUGAAAAACAAAACGAGAAACCGAAGUGUAAAGGGGUAGCUACUGUUCCAAGUGAUUCCCCUAAAGUUAAGUCAAAACCACCAGAAAGUAUUUUAACAAAACCAAAACUACCAGAGGAAAAAUUACGUAAACAAGGUAUUGCCAAUCCAGAGCAACCAAAGGAUAAGCCAGUAAAUCCUCCGAUUAAAGCUACUGCUCCUCCAAAACCCUCUCCAAAGUCAGAACCACAAUCCCCAGAAGAAAAGCCACCACCAAUAUCAACUUCCAGGUUUUCCAUGCCCCUUUUGAUGGCUUUUCCCCAGGGCAGAAAUCCUUGCCGAGAUGGACCCAGGAAAGCAGCUAAAGCAGAGCCUAAGGAAGCUGAAGGAGAUUCCUGUGAAUCAGAACCAGAUCCUUGUGCUUUAGCUAAGAAAAAACCGGAUGGUUGCUCCAUGAAAACUUCCCUAGCUUCGGAAGCUUCCAAAACCGCUGAAAAAGUUAUCGACUCUACUCCAGCAACUAAAGAUUCCUCCAAAGAUAAAGAUUCCCCAGCAGUUAAGGGUUCCUUACCAACUAAAGAAAUUAAAGUCUCUGUGGAUCCUUCAGCUGAUAAGAAAAUUGAAAAAUCUAAAGACCUUCCUGCGUGUAAAGAAAUCGAGGUCUCUGUGGAUCCAUCAGCUACUAAAUGGUGUCUAAAAGUCCCUGGGGAUCCUUCUCCUGAUAAGAAAAUUGAAAUAUCUAAAGAACUUCCUGCUGCUAAAGAUAUUAAAGUAUCUGUGAAUCCUUCAGCUGAUAAGAAAAUUGAAAUAUCCAAAGAACUUCCUGCUGCUAAAAUAAAGGUCUCUGUGGAUCCUUCAGCUGAUAAAAAAAUCAAAGUCUCUGCGGAUCUUCCAACCGUUGAAGUGCAAGCUGCCGCCCAAAAAGCUCAACCAAAUUCUCAAUCUAAAAAAGUGAAGAGAUCUGAUAAAAGCUGCGAAAUAAAACAAGAUUGCAUUUACAAACCGAAACAAUCGAAGUACAAAUGUGACGAGAGUUCCGAAACAGAAAAGGUUGACGAUUCAGAAACUGAACCCGAAUUAAAGAAGUUUCCAGCUCUUCCCCUGAAACAAAGUCUCGCAAGUUAUGUAAGCAGCAUUGAGCCACUUCUCACAAAGGAGGAGCUCAAAGAGGAGAUGGAAAUAACCAAAAAGUUUCUGGAGAACGAGGGAAAGGAUCUGCAGGAGCUCCUGGAGAAAGAGGCAGAAUCUAGCAGCAAUUGGCUAACGCCACGAUGGACCCAAGCUGCAUAUUUGACCUACCAGGCUCCCCUUACCGUCUUCUCAAGUCCCGGCAUCUCAUUUCCCAUUCAAGAGUUCAAGGAACCCAUCGAUUACGUCAACUUUGCUGCCAAGGCGAUUUACGCAACUUUCGAGUUUAAACAGCUGAUUGACCAAAACAAAAUUCCAGUGGUCAAGAUGGGUAGUGACCAUCUGGACAACAGUCAAUUCUGUAAAAUCUUUGGCACAGUUCGAAAGCCAGGACGAUUCUGCGAUACUCUAGAGCAGCACGAUGGUUCUAAAUAUGUUGUGGUCGUACAUAAAAAUAACUACUUUAAGUUGCCAGUCUGUUCGGAAGGUUGUCCAUUGCAUGUGAACAGUUUGCGAGAUGCCCUGCAGGAGAUCAUCGACUGUCCCCAGAAGAAGGGGGAACCCAUUGGCCUGCUGACCCACGACAACAGGAGCAAUUGGGCCGAGGCCCGCGGAGUACUCAGUUGUCCACAUGGCAAUGUCGACUCCAUCCAGGCCAUCGAGCAAUCCCUGUUCGUGGUCUGCCUGGAUCAGUGUCUGCCCAUUGCGAAGGGCAAGGAGAGAGUACUCCAAGCACACCAGCUCCUCCACGGCGGAGGACUCCGGGAAAAUAGCGCCAAUCGAUGGAUGGACAAAACCAUCCAGCUGAUCGUGAACCCAAAUGGAUUGGCUGGUUUUUGCUACGAACAUUCCCCCGCCGAUUGUCAGCCGUUGGCCAUGUUGAUGGACUUUGUCCACCAGAAAGUUACGGAGGAGAACUAUGGUUGCGACUCCGGUAAUUCGGAAAAGGAAAUCACCACAACUCUGCUGAAAUUUCAGCCCAUAAAUGAUUGCAUUAACUUGUGGUUGUGCCAAGCAAUGCGAAAUAUUUACAAGAUCUCAACUCAGGUGCAGUUGAACGUAUUCGACUUCGAUUGCCAUGGAAAGUGUUUCAUCAAGGCCCAGGGUCUAAAUCCAGAUAGCUACAUACAGAUGGCAAUUAGUUUAGCGUACUACUCCAUGUACAAGAAAAUACCCGCGCAGUACGAGCCCGCUCACUUGAGGAUUUUCACUGAGGGAAGAACCGAAGCCAUUAGAUCCACAUCUAAUGAAUCGAAGGCCUUCAUUUUGGCCAUGGAAUCGGAAAGCGCUUCCGAUAAAGUGAAAUUGGCAGCUCUUCACAGUGCGGUGGAUGCCCACGAAAAGUUGACCAAGGAGGCCCUAAUUGGCCAGGGAAUCGAUCGCCAUCUGUUUGGUCUGCAGCAAAUGGCCAAGGAGAACUGCAUUCCUCUACCGGAAUUCUUCCAAUCAAAGGGUUUCAUUAAAUCCGUUACCUUUCAGCUCUUCACCUCCCAGGUGGCCACUUCCAACGAAGGAUUCAUGUCGCACGGACCCCUUUUAUCCGAUGGCUACGGCAUCUGCUACAAUCCCCAGGAGAAAAAGAUAAUAUUCUCCAUCUCCGCCUGGCAAACUUGCCCAACAAUAAGCCCUGUGAAGUUUAGUAAGGCCAUCAAGAGAUCCCUAAAUGCCAUGAGGAAACUGAUCCUGAAAACAGGAGGCGAUCGCGUGGGCGAAGAUCCUUGCAAGUGCGAGAAAGUACUAACCUAAAAAGGGAAUUUCUUACGGAUACCCUCAUGUUUUUCGUUUCAUAACAAGGCAAAUAAACACUUGAGAUGCAUUAA